GAAGGAUUUAUUUUGGUAUGCUAAUUGCUUAGAAUCCAUAGUUUAAAAUAUACAGUAAGACAUCGUUUUGCGUUUUUCCGAAGUUGCGUCGUUACUGAGCUAAGACUUAUUUUCGUUGAGUCGUACUUUUUUCGAAUUGCGUUGUUUUGCGAAUGCGAUGUUUUUUUUUUAUUUUUCAGAGAAUCAUUUUUAAAUUUUCUAAAUGGUUUCUGUUCAGUAAAUUUAAAUUCUGUUUGGAUUUCGGGGAAUCCCUACAUUAAGUUUUCAUUCAAUUGUUAUUUGAUUCUUGAUUAAAGUGGAAAGUGUAAAGUGCAGUGGAAGUUUGAUUAUAAAUUAAGAGCAUAAUAACCAUGAGUGGAAAAAUCCGUGUUGGUAGAAUUACAAAAAAGAAAAAACUGUGCGUUUGGAAAUAAAAUUGCACAUUUUACGACGCUUUGAUAAUGGAGAAAAGGCUGUAGACAAAACAAAAGCUCUUAAUCUGCUUGCAACAACUGUCAGAACAAUUCAAGCUCGGGAUAAAAUUAAAAAGGCUGCUAAGUCUGUUACAUCGUUAGACGCCAAGACGAUGACUCGUACAAGAAGUAGUUUUAUGAUUAAAAUGAAGUCCUUGCUUUCUAUUUGGAUUCAAAAUCAGAUUGCACAGAAAAUGCCAUUAAGUAAGGAUAAACAAAAAGCUUAUUUGAUUAUAUCAAAAUCCAAUCUAUGUAUAACGACGAUGCAAGUGCUACUGAUAAAGAACAUUUUGAAGCUGGUAAUGGCUGGUUUGAGAGAUACAAAAUUCGUGCCAAUCUACACAUUAUAUAGAUGACCAAUUUAUAUAGAUGACUUAUCUGAAAAUGUUAAAUUUGUGUUUUUACCACCGAACACCACAUCAUUAAUAUAGCUGAUGGAUCAGGCUGUAAUUUCGAAUUUUAAAAGCUAUUAUCUCCGCCGAUCAUUUAAGAUUCUUUUGAGCGAAACUGAUGGACCCGAUAAGCUUACAAUGCAGCAAUUCUGGAAAUCUUUUAAUAUUUUGAAGGCAAUCAACAUUAUUUUAAAAUCUUAGGAGGAAGUAAAACCAUUUUGCAUGAACGGUGUUUGGCCAAAAAAUAGCCAGAAUGUGUACACAAAAAAAAAGGUAAGUUUCUCUUUAGAAGUUGAUGAUGAUGAAGCGGAUAAUAUUUGUUAUGAAAUUGCUCACUUAGCAAGAAGGUCCAAUUUUGAAGGGAUGGAUGAAGUUGACAUAAAUGAAUUGCUAGUUCAUAACCAAGAAAUGUCUAAUGAGGAAUUGAUGCAAUUGGAUUUGGAAAUCGCUAACGAAGAAGACAGCUCGGUAGAUAUAAGUAAGCAUCAAGAUUUAACUUCACAGAAAAUUUCUAAAGCAAUGGAAAUUUUUUCAAAAUACGAUCCUGAUAGCGAAAGAAGUGCAGUUUCUCGUGCUGUAGGAAAUGGUAUUAAUUGUUACAAGGAACUUUACAUAAAAAACAAGCGGUUCAGCGAACUUUGGACAAAUUAAAAAAAAAAAAAGAAUUCAACGGCCACAAGCUCGUCUACAGUUUGAAUAAUUUUAUAAUU
This is a messenger RNA of Teleopsis dalmanni, 1554 nucleotides long. RefSeq lists its product as uncharacterized. The record is from RefSeq and is a predicted model, not a curated record. NCBI's taxonomy places the organism in Eukaryota, Metazoa, Arthropoda, Insecta, Diptera, Diopsidae. The transcript is spliced from 2 exons. The coding region runs from base 1067 to 1495 and encodes 142 amino acids.